Molecule: messenger RNA, 1296 nt
Organism: Aspergillus pseudotamarii
Lineage: Eukaryota; Fungi; Ascomycota; Eurotiomycetes; Eurotiales; Aspergillaceae
Product: aminotransferase class I/II-fold pyridoxal phosphate-dependent enzyme
Exons: 3
Coding region: 1-1296 (431 amino acids)
Biological process (GO): biosynthetic process
Molecular function (GO): pyridoxal phosphate binding
Source: RefSeq, a predicted model, not a curated record
AUGAGUGCGGGACUCGAUAUUCUCUGCCAUAAGCUCCAGGCUGCGCUGGACAACCGUCGUGAGGAGGGUCGACUUAUUGACCCUCCUUCUGCGGCUACUCUGGCUAAAAUGACAGAUUUUAGCUCUAAUGACAGCCUCUCUCUGUCGUCCUCUGGUGCUCUAUCGAUGGCAUUUUUGCGCGAGCUUCGGAAACACCCUAACUUCACUAUCGGAAGCACCUCGUCACGAAUCUUAGACGGUACCAAGCAGUAUCUAGAAAACAUUGAACGUGACUUGGCUCAGUUCCACCGUGCUGAGUCGGCUAUGUUCUUUAACUCGGGGUAUGAUGCUAAUGUAGCCGUUUGGUCUGCAAUCCCACAGCCUGGUGACUUUGUCGUUUACGACGAAUUUGUACACGCAAGCAUCCAUGACGGCAUGAGACGAGGACGAGCCACGACUGUCCCAUUCCAACACAAUGAUUGUGAAUCUCUGCGAGACUGCCUGAAGGGCAUCCAAGCUGGGCACCGUGCUGUUUCUGAAGGGAAACAAGUAGUCUUUAUAUCACUGGAAUCUUUCUACAGCGUGGAUGGUGACAUAACUCCAGUUCUUGAGAUAGUGAAUGUUGUCCGUGACACUCUGCCGCGGGGCAAUUAUGUGCUUUCAAUCGAUGAGGCGCACUCCAAUGGAGUUGUCGGACCAAAUGGCUCGGGGUUCAUCUGUCAUUAUGGGCUGGAGGAUGUUUUUGGAUUACGACUCCAGACUUGCGGGAAAGGACUAGGAUCGACAGGGGCGGUAUUAUUGGCCAACGAAACAAUUAAACUCGCGCUCCUCAACUAUGGCCGCAGCGUCAUUUUUAGCACAGCUCCUAGCUUUCUUACCGUGUUAGCCGUGAAAGCUGGCUAUGAUUUGUUAGCCAGUGAGGAGGGAGAAAAGCGUCGACGCCGACUGCAGAAAAACCUGCAGUUCUUCUACCAGACACUGACGACAAGCGUUGAGUGGAAGCAUGCAAAAGAAAAGGGUAUUUUCUAUCUUCCGACCGAGAAGACCUGGCGAUCGGAGCCCUUCCUAGCCCCCAUAGCUGCAAUCGUGACCCAGCCAGGGAAGGCGAAGGAAUUGGCACAUCAUUUACAUCAGGGCAAGUAUUGGGUAAACCCAAUGAACUUUCCCGUGGUGCCUAAGGACAAAAAUCGAAUUCGAAUUGUCAUCCAUGCUGACAAUACCGAGGGCCAGAUCGAAGGAAUUGUUCGCUUACUUAGAGAGUGGGCCAGGGGGCAAAUGAGACUUGAUGAGAGAAAGUCGAGACCUGCCCUAAUGUGA